This is a messenger RNA of Vicia villosa (hairy vetch), 1933 nucleotides long. Its product is annotated as sphingosine kinase 1-like. Gene Ontology annotation, cellular component: intracellular membrane-bounded organelle; membrane; cytoplasm. NCBI's taxonomy places the organism in Eukaryota, Viridiplantae, Streptophyta, Magnoliopsida, Fabales, Fabaceae. The transcript has 10 exons. Gene Ontology annotation, molecular function: kinase activity. Gene Ontology annotation, biological process: sphingosine biosynthetic process. Bases 200 to 1723 code for a protein of 507 amino acids. The record is from RefSeq and is a predicted model, not a curated record.
AACUCAUUCUAAGUUUAGUGCUUUCUUUCUUCACCAUUGAAUCAAUUUUUAUCCCUAAUCCAUAAUAUUAUUAUUAUUUUCGUAAAUUUUCUAAUUAUUUCCUUAACGCGAAACCGAAUUUCACGGGCGGUUUGUUUACCGAACCGGGUCUCCGUCUGAGAUUGGUGGGGUCCACCCGACCUGAAUCCCUUAGCCGGAGAUGGAUCUACCUGCUCACCAGCGUCCUUUAUUUUCGGACCGAGUAACCGUCAACGGCACCGUCACGCCGCUCGCUCUUCUCGCCGACGGUAGGCUCUGGUGGUCGGAAGGGAUCCAACGCUGCCUCUCCGUCGAAAAAGAGGUCCUCGGAUUUGUUGCCAGUGGGCCCUACAUCAAACUCAAGACGCUCGUGGAGGCUCGCGACGGUUGCUGCACCGCCGGUGCCGCGGGCAGACUUGUGCCGAAUGAUGUUGUUUUUAAACCCUCGUCGGAUGAAACUCAUAGGCUCUGGUGUCAGAAGCUUCGCGAAUUUAUUGAUUCUCUUGGUCGACCUAAGAGGUUGCUUGUUUUUGUGAAUCCGUUUGGUGGGAAGAAAUCUGCUGUGAAGAUUUUUGCUGAACAAGUUAAACCUCUUUUUGAAGAUGCUCAAAUUCAACUCACUAUUCAAGAAACCAAACAUCAACUACAUGCCAAGGAGAUUGCUUGUUCGCUUGAUAUUAAGAAGUAUGAUGGGAUUGUUUGUGUUAGUGGAGAUGGAAUCUUGGUUGAGGUUGUAAAUGGGCUUCUUCAAAGGGAGGAUUGGAAUACAGCAAUAAAGAUGCCCCUUGGAGUAGUUCCUGCAGGUACGGGAAAUGGCAUGGCAAAAUCUCUGCUUGAUUCAGUUGGCGAUCCUUGUGCAAUAUCCAAUGCCGUUCUUGCCAUUAUACGAGGGCAUAAGCGACAGCUUGAUGUGGCUACCAUCACACAAGGAGAAACCAGAUUUUUCAGUAUACUAAUGCUUGCAUGGGGUCUAAUUGCUGAUAUUGACAUCGAGUCUGAAAAGUAUCGGUGGAUGGGAAGUGCUCGUUUAGAUUUUUAUGCUCUCUGUCGAUUAUUCAAUUUGAGGCAAUACAAUGGACGUGUUUCGUUUGUGCCUGCACCUGGGUUUGAGUCUUGUGGGGAGUCUACCAGUUACCCUGCCAAAUCCACUAUCAAAGGCAACAACAGUGAUCCAAGUGAAGGGGCACAUGUGAGUGAUCCAAGUGAAGGGGCACAUGUGAGUGAUCCAAGUGAAGGGUCACAUGUUAAUUUGCAAACACUUAAUUAUCAAGGACCUGAAAUAAACUUGGAAAAUAUGAAUUGGAGAGUUAUAAACGGACCCUUUAUUAGUGUCUGGCUUCACAAUGUACCUUGGGGCGCUGAAGACACAAUGGCAGCUCCUGAUGCAAAGUUCUCUGAUGGUUAUCUGGACCUGAUCAUUAUGAAGAAUUGCCCAAAGUUACAUUUGUUGUCAAUGUUGUCAGGGUUAAGUAAUGGAGAACAUGUGAAAUCUCCGUAUGUCACGUACCUGAAGGUGAAAGCUUUCAGUUUGGAACCUGGUUCACGCACCAAGGACCAAGAGAAGGAAGGGAUUAUAGAUUCAGAUGGCGAGGUUUUGGCCAGAGGGAAAGGAACCUACAAGUGUGAGCAGAAGGCUUUGAUGGCCUAUGAUAAAUUGCAGAUAACAGUGGAUAGAGGCUUAGCUACACUUUUUACCCCUUUAUAAUAUUCUUGGUUUAAUUAUUUUCGCGGGCACAUUCCACUCCAUGCAAUACCGUUACCGUUCACGGUGGUAUGAACAUAACCUUCCAAAUGUUAUGUUCAUUAUAUACAUAUCUUGUACAACAUCAAAUGUAUUGUAUAGCAAGUUUCCUUUGUAACAUGAAUUUGGUGGGGGUUAAAUUUUUUGAUUAUUAAUAAGGAAAUGAUUUUAUCA